Molecule: messenger RNA, 2671 nt
Organism: Papilio machaon (common yellow swallowtail)
Lineage: Eukaryota; Metazoa; Arthropoda; Insecta; Lepidoptera; Papilionidae
Product: diphthine--ammonia ligase
Exons: 14
Coding region: 274-2526 (750 amino acids)
Biological process (GO): protein histidyl modification to diphthamide
Molecular function (GO): diphthine-ammonia ligase activity
Source: RefSeq, a predicted model, not a curated record
AAACCUUUGCGUGAAGUUUUUCAAUAUUUUUCUCCUAAUUGAAGAAUGUUAUCAAAAUAGAUAACGAUUAUGCGGCAAAUUAUUUAUCUCUCAUGCAGGCUAUUGUGUUAAUUAGUGCUUGAUAUUAAUUCUGUCAUUACUUUAAGUAACCAUGCUGCAGUCGUAGAGGAACCGCGUUGUGUAUUUUUUUUAUAUUAAAAAUGAUUUAUAAUGUUAUGAAUGUUAUGUAACGGGAAUUUAGUGAUAUAUAUUCGGAAAUAUUGAAUAAGGAAGAUGAGGACGGUGGCGUUAAUAAGCGGCGGGAAGGACAGUUGUUACAACAUGCUCCAGUGCGUCGGUGCCGGGCACACAAUCGUAGCACUGGCCAACCUACAACCACAAAAUAAAGAUGAGUUAGACAGUUAUAUGUAUCAAACUGUUGGUCAUCAAGGAAUUGACUUGUAUGCCGAAGCAAUGGGGUUGCCAUUAUAUAGGGAAGUAAUCUCUGGUGUGGCUGUAGAUCAGGGCAGGUAUUACAAUCCUACAGAGAAUGAUGAAGUUGAAGAUCUCUACAGACUCCUUAAAAGGAUUAUGGAUGAUUUAGAUAUAGAGGCGGUUUCUUGUGGAGCUAUUUUGUCUGACUACCAAAGAGUGAGAGUCGAAAAUGUAUGUCAAAGGCUUGGUUUAGUGUGUCUCGCGUAUUUAUGGCGGAGGAAUCAGAAGGAACUUCUACAGGAAAUGAUAGCUAGUGGCAUAGAGGCUAUUAUCAUUAAGGUGGCUGCACUCGGAUUGGACCCUAAAGUACAUCUGGGUAUGACCUUGAGUGAUAUUCAGCCACAUCUUCUAGUCAUGCAGGAAAAAUAUGGUUUAAAUGUUUGUGGUGAAGGCGGAGAAUAUGAAACCUUUACAUUGGACUGUCCAUUGUUCAGAAAGCGACUGGUUAUAGAUGAUAAAGAAUUGGUUAUACAUUCAGAGGAUCCCAUUGCUUCCGUUGGCUAUUUAAAUUUGAAGUUGCAUCUUGAAACUAAAGAGAAUUCCGGUGAACCAACACAACUACCUCCGACUGUUAAAAACUCUUUAGAUUUUGUUAACGAUUUAAAUGAUACUGUAUUUAGUGAUAUAAGCGAUAUAGAACUCAGCGAAUCUGAAUUGGAAUCUAUUGAGAAAUUGGAGAAAGGAAAGGAAGAAGAACUGAAUCAAUUGCUCACAUAUUCAAGAGAGGGGAAAGAUAUUUCUGCAACAUUAGAUGCGGCAGAUGACUCUCAGAUAGACAGUAUCGAGAGUAUAGAAGUUGGAUAUAAUUACGAUCAUAUGUGUAAUGAGAGUAUGAAACAUCCAGUCAUAGACCAUAGAAGUAUCUAUGGUAAUAGACACGGCUGGUAUUUUAUCGGAGGUAUAGUCGGCGAGGGACAUGAUACUGCGCUCGCUACGGAGGACGCUAUGAAGAAACUCAUUAAGUUGCUGGAGUCAGAAGAUCUGCAGUUGUCCGCCGUGAGCUCUGUGAACAUUUACAUGAGGGAUAUGGCGGAGUACGCGGCGCUCAAUGAAGUGUACGUGAACACCUUCAGACUGCCCAAUCCGCCCACACGUGUCUGCAUUCAGUGCCCCUUACCUGACGAUGUAGGACUUAUUAUGGAUGCGGUUGCGCACAAAGAGGACGUCAACCAGAGCCAGGAGGCGGACGGCAGCUGCAAGGAGCGCGUCACUAUGCACGUGCAGGGCAUCUCGCACUGGGCGCCCGCCAACAUCGGCCCCUACAGUCAGGCGGUUAAGGUGGGUGAGGUAGUGAGCACCAGCGGGCAGAUAGCGCUGGUGCCGGGUUCGAUGCGGCUGGCGGGCAGCGGGGCGCGCGGCCAGUGCGCGCUCGCGCUGCGCCACAUCGCCCGCGUGCUGCGUGCUGCCCACCCCCGUGCGCAUAUACGCAGCGUCGUACAGAGCGUGUGCUACGUGACGCACAUCUCUGCGGCGCGCGAGGCUCGGCGACAGCUGGAGCGGCGCACGGCGGGCGCCAUCGUGCAGUGCGCGGUGGUGCCGGCGCUGCCCCGCGGUGCCGCCGUCGAGUGGCACGCCUGGGCACACACUGACAACAACCGCUUCGACUACGAAGAAACCGGUUGUAAUGUUGGCGAAUACAAGGUUGCUAUAACUCGUCGUUGGAACUACGAGAAUACAGUCGCUGCCUGCGUCUGCUAUGUAGCUACUGGUUCGUCUCCAUCUGCGUGUCAGCUGUCGUUCCCGAGUGAGGAGGCGUGCGAGUCUCAUCGCGCGCUCGCGUCGCGUAUGUCGUGCGAACACGUCGCCGACGCGCUCGAGUACGCGCUACGUAAACUCAUCAACGACUGCUACGACCGCGAGCCUCAGCCACUCGUCAAACUCAGGAUAUUCUAUCAGGUGUGGAGCGCGCCGUCACUGGAGACAGUGGUGGAGGGUGCGCGGUGUGCGGCGACGCGAGCGGGCGCGAGGCUCGCACUCACUGCGGCACCUGUCGCGGCGCUGCACAACGCAUUCACCUUCCUGUCUAUCAGCGGACUACGUCUCGACGAGUGACAUUACAUCUAAUCACACAACUCACUUCGCAGGUUCCCCCGAGAUAUGUAACGACGCUUUACGCCAGUUUUCAAUGUAUAUGUGGCUGAAUAUUUUCAGUUUUUAUAAAAUUUUGUUAAUUAUAAAGCUACCAAGUUUUACCGUA